GCAGCGCCAUCCAUGGGGUCCGGCGGCCGCCGCGCUGCGCCGGGGGCGCGGGCGCUGCCGCUGCUGCUCCUGCUGCUGCCCGCGCCGGCCGCCCCCGCCGCCCCGAGCCUCGCCGAUGUGGAUGAGUGUGCCCUUGGACUUGACGACUGUCAUCCAGAUGCUAUUUGUCAGAACACCCCAAAGCUGUACAAGUGCAUGUGCAAAGUGGGUUACACUGGCGAAGGGAAGAAAUGUGAAGACAUUGAUGAAUGUGAUAACGACUUCAACGGCGGCUGUGUGCACGAGUGUUUCAACAUUCCAGGAAAUUAUCGCUGCACUUGCUAUGAUGGCUUCAUGUUGGCUCACGAUGGCCACAACUGCAUGGAUACAGAUGAAUGCAUGUUCAACAACGGUGGUUGCCAGCAUGUUUGUGUCAACACUGUGGGGAGCUAUGAAUGUCGCUGUAAGGAAGGGUUCUUCCUAAGCGACAAUCAGCACACCUGCAUUCACCGCUCAGAAGAAGGUAUGAGCUGCAUGAAUAAAGAUCAUGGCUGUGCCCACAUCUGCAGAGAAGCGCCCAAAGGAGGGGUUGCCUGUGAAUGCCGACCGGGAUUUGAGCUGUCCAAGAACCAGAGGAGCUGCAUUUUAACAUGUAAUCAUGGAAAUGGUGGCUGUCAACAUACAUGUGAUGAUGCGGAUAAUGGACCUAUUUGUGGAUGUCAUCCCAAGUACAUCAUGCAUGUAGAUGGGAAAACCUGCCUGGAGAGGGAGGAGGCUACUCUUGAAAUUUCUGAGGGUAACACUACAGGAGGAGUUGAUGUAGACAAGAGGGUAAAGCGACGAUUGCUCAUGGAAACAUGUGCAGUAAAUAAUGGUGGCUGUGAUCGUACUUGUAAAGAUACAUCAACCGGAGUUCAUUGCAGCUGUCCUGUUGGAUUCACACUCCAGUUUGAUGGGAAGACAUGUAAAGAUAUUGAUGAAUGCCAGUCCAAUAAUGGAGGCUGCGAUCAUUUCUGUAAAAACACUGUUGGCAGUUUUGAUUGCAGCUGCAGAAAAGGAUUUAAAUUAUUAACAGAUGAGAAAUCUUGUCAAGACAUUGAUGAAUGUUCUUUUGAACGGGCGUGCGACCACACGUGCAUCAAUCAUCCAGGCACCUUUGAAUGUACUUGUAACAAAGGAUACGCCCUCUAUGGCUUCACACAUUGUGGAGAUAUUAAUGAAUGUAGCAUCAACAAUGGUGGUUGCCAACAGAUGUGUGUGAAUACAGCGGGAGACUAUGAAUGCCUGUGUCAAUCCAACUACAAAUUACACUGGAAUAAAAAGGAUUGUGUUGAGGUAGAGGAGCCGUUGCCCGAUAAUAACUCACCCAAGGUAUUGCUGCACUGCCUUAAGAGUGGUGGGAGCGAUAGAUGCUUCUUAAGCUGCUCAUCGGAUGUCCAGGUAGUUUCUGGAAUACACGAUGCCUACACCUUUAUUUGUGGCAGCUCUUCUCAGCUUAAGAAAAAGCAGCAAAAUACAAAUUCAUCUGCUUGGCUAGAUACCUCAGCCAUCAAGAUAAGCGUAACCUUUAAGUUAAAAGAAGGAAAAUGUAGUUUGAAAAAGACUGAGAUGUUUCAAGAAGGUCUGGAACAGAUGAUACCAGAGAGACAUAAUUCAUUAAUGGAGAGUUUCCACUAUGCAAACCUAACAUGCAGCUCUGGCAAGAAAGUUCAUGGACCCUUCAGUAGACUGCCAGCGACUAGAGAAAUUUUUAUCACUGCGGACUUCGAGCUUGAAACAAGCCAUAAGGAGGUGACAGAUACAUGUGAUGUGCGUUGUGCACGGAAAAAGACUGAAAAGAGGUUCCGUAAAACCGUUCGAACAUUACGGAAGGCAGUCAGCAGAGACCAUUUCCGUGUUCGUGUGUCUGGCGUGGACCAUGAAAUAGUGAAAAAGUCUCUCAAGCUAUCAGAGCCACAAGAAUCAUGUGGUGUAGGACAGAUGCAUGUGGGUAACAGAUGUGAUCAGUGCUCACCAGGUGAAUAUUCCCCUGAUGGCUUCAAACCCUGUCUGCCAUGUCCCCCUGGAACAUACCAGCCUGAAGCUGGACGGGUGUCCUGCUUUCCCUGCGGAGGAGGUCUAACAACAAGAUACAGUGGUGCAUCCUUGUUUCAGGACUGUGAGACCAAAGUUCAGUGUUCACCUGGCCAUUUUUAUAAUACUACAACUCAUCGAUGUAUUCGCUGCGUAGUUGGGACAUAUCAGCCUGAGUUUGGACAAAAUUACUGUAUUUCGUGCCCUGGAAACACCACUACUGACUUUGAUGGGUCAACUAAUAUAACACAAUGCAAAAAUAGGCAGUGUGGAGGUGAACUGGGAGAUUACACUGGAUAUAUUGAAUCACCAAACUAUCCAGGGUACUAUCCUGCGAAUGCUGAGUGUAUUUGGAAUAUUAACCCACCGCCAAAGCGCCGUAUUCUGAUUGUGGUUCCAGAAAUAUUUCUGCCAAUAGAAGAUGAGUGUGGAGACUACCUGGUGAUGCGAAAAAGCUCUUCUUCCAAUUCUGUGACCACGUACGAAACCUGCCAAACCUAUGAACGCCCUAUAGCUUUCACUUCGAGGUCUAAGAAGCUGUGGAUCCAGUUCAAGUCAAAUGAAGGGAACAAUGCCAAAGGAUUCCAAGUUCCCUACGUAACGUAUGAUGAGGAUUACCAAGAGCUAAUAGAAGAUAUUGUUCGGGAUGGUAGACUUUAUGCAUCUGAAAAUCAUCAAGAAAUACUUAAGGAUAAGAAGCUGAUAAAAGCAUUAUUUGACGUGUUGGCACAUCCACAGAACUACUUCAAGUACACAGCCCAAGAAUCAAGAGAGAUGUUCCCGAGAUCCUUCAUACGACUGCUGCGCUCUAAAGUUUCCAGAUUUUUGAGGCCUUACAAAUAGCCAGUGCUGUACUUAAACUACUAACCAGCCCUGGGCAUGCACAGAGGGGUUGUAGUAGAUGAGGCUGCUUUCUAUGUUUUACUCAGUGGUGGAGAGACUCUGAGGAAGCUUGCCAGCCAGCUCCAUUCUGGGCAGAGUUUGGCAUUCUCAGCUAAUAUAAAUAUUUUGAUGACCAGAAUUUUGAUUCCUUUCCAGAUAAUACCUUUUGGGUAUCCGGGAUCCUUUAUGGGUGCGUGUAUUAGAGACUGAGCAUAAUUUCUGUAACUGAAUGGUGCCAGCAGAAGUUUGUAGAGCUCUGCGCUGACACUUCAUCAUUAACUCCAAAAGCUAAUGAGGACAGACAGGCUAAGUAGUAGGUUACUAUAAAUGCACAUUUCUUCAAGAAAGCUGGGUUCACGUUCAGCCUUACUGAAAGUGAGGACAAAAUUGACACCUGUCUUAACUUUUGCUGUGCAGGAAAUUCAGAGUUAAGAUUGAAAUGUUUUUAAUCUAAACUAGUGUGUCCAAGAAUUGCACAAGAUGUCAUUUUUCCUUGAACUCUGUGUUGUAUGAGGCAUAUGGAGGAAUGAGCAAAGUGUUAAAUAUUAGCUUGAAUACUCUAGGUCUGGAUCAUACUGUAUUUCUCUGUAUUCAUGCUGAUGAUCCAUUGGUGGAAUAAUGCCGAGAGGAAAGCCAGGCGCCAUGCUAAUGGAAAACAGACCCUGACCCACUGGGUACUUCUGUUUUGCCCUGACUGCAAAUGCUCAAUGGAACGGAUGCUUUGCUAAGUCCCAGUGCUCUUUCCCUGUACACAGGCCUGGGACAGAAUGAGGCACUGCCUCUUCAAAGUAGUGUGAAAGUCUACCUUCUGAGCACCUACAGCUGAACUCAUAAGCCCCAUUUUAAGUGUAGGCUUUGCAUGCAGAUUAUGCUCUUGUGUAUCACUGUUUAAAUCUCUAUAAGGUCCUCAUACAGGCACCAGUCUUUAUAUUCUUUAUCUUGUCUGAGCAGCUUUCAAUGGCCUUGCUGAGCAGAGCAGGGCUGCUUUCCCUGUCUUGCUGGAGAGGAGUGGAAGGAUGGAGAUACUCCUCACCCAGACUGAGGGCAUAGAGGAAGUCUGGGGCAAACAGCAGUUCUCGGUUCCCAGAGUCUUGGAUCUAGAAUCUGAGGAGAAGGAUUCUCCUCAGAUUAUAUUUCUUACACAAGAGAAGGCUAUUCUGAAAGGGCCUGAAGGGACAACUAGGUUGAUCAAAAUAUUUUUGUUUUCUGAAUGCUUUUCUGCCCAGUUAUAUUACAUCAUUGUCCUCUGGCCAUGCAAACCAUUUCUGCAGUGGGGAGUACUUUCUGGACCUUGUGUCCGGAAGGGAGACAGCCUGUAACCCACUCACUUGGACUUACAACCUGUUUCUUUCAGAAUAGGUCACUGGCAGUGCGCUGAAUGACUCAGCAGGUGCAAAACCUCAUCUGUGUGCCCCUUUAGGAAAGGUACCAAAAUUCUGCAGGGCAGCCAGGCUGAUUGCUCCCUUUUCUAGGGUUUGGAGUCGGAGCUCUUUGGCUUUCAUUCAAAUGGCAUGUGGUAUUUAACUGUUGUGUGUGAAUAAUGCCACAUUCACAGUACGAUAGAUGAAACUCCCAUCCAGAACCAGGAGCUGAGUCUCUAGGAGCAAACGAAAGCAGCCUUAUCACAUUGUCACACUAUGGGAGCCCCGUUCUGCAGCGUGCAGGACAGUGUAGCCCGUCAUGUGCUGAGGGGUGCGUCUUGCUCCUGGUGUGAUGCGGAGGGGCAGCCCUCAGACUGUCACUGGGGAGGACACUCUCUUGGGACAGGUGAUAGGAUGCUGGUUUCCCUGUGGUGCUGCUCAGAAGGACCUGCCACGAUCCAGGCAGAGGAUAGGAGCUGCUUGUGCUGGUGCCAAGAGGGAGAAGUAUGUCCCGACUGGCCACACCAGGGGUUCUGCUCUGGCUCAGGCACUGCUUCUGGGUUCCUGCUGGCACAGUGGUGGGUGCCCACUGCAGGAACCAGGCUGCCAGGCCUGCAGCAAGGGGCAGCUAAUGAGGCCAUGGGCAUGAAGGAGGCUGGGGCAGAUCUGCAGAAUGGAGGGGAGGGGACCCAGGACCCUGUGCUUCCCUGGCUGGUGAACUCCAGCCUGAACCGGCCCCCUGGCACCAGAUGCAGUAGGACAACAGGAGUGAUCUGGAAGGAGAUAGUGCGACUGGAGAGAGGAAUGACUAAGGGAUGAGAGAAGGAGUGAUGGGAAAGGCGUGCGGUAUCUGUGGUGAAUGUACGCUGCUGUGCUGAGCUCGCAGCAAGGCAUUUCCAGACAGCUCCCUCCUGGGUGCAGGGCCUGGCCUCUCUCCUGCCCAUGGCUCCCUGCACCAGAUGCAGCGUGAGUCAGUGAGUCACGGUGCUGGAGCUCCUCGGUGUGGACGAGAGGCCGCAGCAGUUGCUCUGAGCGCAUGGAUGCUGCACGAGCACAUGAGCUGCUUGUGAGCACUGGAGUGGCUUGACUACUCUCCCCCAGGGAAGCAAGCCGCUUCUCACUGAAUUCCCUCAUGAGAAGGCUUAAAGUUUAACGGCUCUUUUUUGAGGGAAAAAAAAUGUCCAAAUAUUGUUCAUCAGUGCACUUUGGAUUUGUUGCACUGCACUCAUCUCAGGCACACUGAUGUUCCAGCUCUGCAUGGCUCCUCUGUGACCAGGGUCUCACCUUAGGUCCACAUGGUGGAUCUCAGCUUUGCCUCUCUGUUGCCCCGUGGGCAUGAGGCAUUUUUGCUGCUGUCUGUGGAAGUUUCAGGCAUGUGGAGGGAGAGGAGUGUAUUGCUGGGUGUGCAGAGCAGGAAGACCUGCCCUUUAUGAGGAAGAAUCCUUUUUGUUCCACAGCGAUGUUUUUUGUAAGUAAAAAGUAAAUGCCUCGGAAGCUUUUCUGUUACCUUUGAUAUGAACAUGAAUAAAAAAUCCCCUUUUACUGUAGAUACUGUGUGUGCAGUACAAAGUGAAGAGGGAAUUUUUGCCAUCCUAAACAUUGGAAGAAGUGAUAACUACGGCAGAAUGUUGUAACGCUUGGUAUUGUAACUUCAUAGCAAUGGUAGUGGCUGCUUAGAAAUUCGAGUUUCUGCUUUCAAUGUGGUUGUAGACUGAUCUUAUUUCUUAGCAAGAAAUAAUUAAAAGAAAUGUUUAAGCAACAGAAUUUAACUUUUGAAAUGAUUAUUAGCAUUAACUGGAUGGCUUAGUGUCGCCUAUGUGAAAUAUUCAUAGGGAUCUUUUUCAUGACUGUAAAUUAAUGUAAAA
This is a messenger RNA of Rhea pennata, 6160 nucleotides long. RefSeq names its product signal peptide, CUB domain and EGF like domain containing 2 (gene SCUBE2). Gene Ontology annotation, cellular component: cell surface. Bases 13 to 2895 code for a protein of 960 amino acids. The record is from RefSeq and is a predicted model, not a curated record. The transcript is spliced from 22 exons. Gene Ontology annotation, molecular function: calcium ion binding. Lineage: Eukaryota; Metazoa; Chordata; Aves; Rheiformes; Rheidae. Gene Ontology annotation, biological process: signal transduction.